Molecule: messenger RNA, 408 nt
Organism: Psilocybe cubensis
Lineage: Eukaryota; Fungi; Basidiomycota; Agaricomycetes; Agaricales; Agrocybaceae
Exons: 4
Coding region: 1-408 (135 amino acids)
Source: RefSeq, a predicted model, not a curated record
AUGUCUACACCUCCAUCUCUGCUGAAAGGGCUUACCGAUGCGCAUAGAAAGCUGAGCGACUACUUCCACACAUUUGACGAGUCGCCAUUUUACCUUUGGUCUUCACUUCUGGAUCCUCGUAUAUCGUAUGACGCGUUAAGGGAUGAUUUUCAAGAUGAUCCUCAGUUAUCUGCUGAGCUAGAGUCUGCUAAAUCAAAUCUACGCAGAUAUUUUGAUGAGAACUAUCCACCACUCUUGUCGAAUGGUGGCAAGGGCGAAAAGCUCAAUUUCCGCGACUUCAUUGCCUGGCUUGUGAUCUACUAUCCAUACCUGGAUCAGCAGUUGCAGUCAAGAGGAUUUUUUCCAGUGGCCGUGACACUAUCUCGCUUCGGCGCGCUAGUCUUAAACCAGAGACGAUUCGAUGCCUAA